Bacillus rossius redtenbacheri is the source of this 2598-nucleotide messenger RNA. RefSeq lists its product as uncharacterized. Gene Ontology annotation, cellular component: mitochondrion. The transcript is spliced from 3 exons. Bases 8 to 796 code for a protein of 262 amino acids. The record is from RefSeq and is a predicted model, not a curated record. Gene Ontology annotation, molecular function: ribosomal large subunit binding. Gene Ontology annotation, biological process: negative regulation of ribosome biogenesis; negative regulation of translation. Lineage: Eukaryota; Metazoa; Arthropoda; Insecta; Phasmatodea; Bacillidae.
AAACAAAAUGUCAACUUGCGUACUGAAGUGCUUACGUCCCAUGGUAUAUUUUAAUUACGUUGGUCCAUUUGUGAGAGAAUACCAUAAUUUAAUUUAUAGAAGAACACUAUUAAAAUUGCCAUUAACCAGGUUUUGUCACGAAGACAGCGGAAAUUCUAAAGAUAAAGAUAAGCGGGAAUUACCAGAGACGAGCAAUUCUAUUCCCUUGGCAGUUUCAUCCAAGUAUAAAGUAUUUAGGGAUGAAGAUUCGCCAAUUAUUUUAGAUAUUGAAGAAGAAAGAUCCAAGUUUCAGGAUGAGAUAGCUGCAAGAUUGGAAGUUGUAGAAGAUGAGUUUUCUGGGAUUAAUCUUAAACGUGGCGAGCGAGGGGUGUUCGACACGGAGGAGCUAGUCGCGCUGCUGAGGAGGGACCGGGCGGGUGACAUCUUCGUCGCGGAGCUGCCGUCUCACCUCAAGUACGUGGACCACAUCGUAGUGGCAACGGGCAAGUCUCACCGGCACCGGCGGGCCCUGGCUGAGUUCGUGAGGAAGGUGUACAAACGGAAGCAGCGUCCUGGCGACCCUGUCCCGAGGAUAGAAGGGGAGAAUGCCACGGAAUGGAUAGCUCUGGACUUGGGCAAUAUAGCUCUCCACAUAAUGUCCAAAUCGGCGCGAGAAUUGUAUGACAUAGAGAUGCUGUGGUCAGUGGGACCAGAAUUCGAUGACCAAUGCAACAAAACUGAUGACGCGGUGGUGUCGGUGUUCCAACAUCACGCCAUCUAUCUUGGGGACUUGAAGCCCUUGGAGAACCACGGCUAGCGAUACUCUUUCACUGUGCGUUGGCGUGUAGGUUGUUACCUCAGAAAUGUUCCAGUGUUGACACAGGCAUAUAGCAAUUAAUUAUGUGACUGAUGACGAACCUUAGAUGAGUUUCGUUGUGGCCAAGUCAUAUUCAUUUACGGGAGGCUUGCUCUUGAAAUUUUUUAAAUAUCUAUUGUGUACUUGGAGGAAAGUGCUGCAGUCUCGGGUUCACUAUUGUUAGUACUGGUAAAAAGAUUAUUUAAUUAAUGUCAUAAAAUAACAGAUCAAUAGGGACAAAAUUAUACAGUGAAUUGCAUUGAAACCAAAAUAACAUCGAACAGCAUGUCGAUACACUAGGUAACACCGAAAUGUAAGUUAAUAGACCAUUUAAUACCAAAGUGUAACCAAAAACAUGAAAUUAAUGAGCAAUAUGACAAAAUUUAACUCAGAUUUCAACACUUUUAUCUUUUACCAUGGUAGGUACAUUGUAUGUAAAUGAUUUAAUAUGAAUUUUGAACCAAAAUGUAAAAACUAAAUGAAUUGGGAAAAAAAUUAAUAUCUAAAUGUUUUAUCUUGCAUCUCUUAUUAGUAACACAUUUUUACAUUAAUGAUGUUGGCACAUUUUUCAAUCUCACAAAAAUUUGUUGAUUUUUUUUCUUCUGAGCUCUGUGUUAGACAUGCUUACUACUAAUGGUUUUAUUGUGUAAGUGAAUCAUGUGUCAGUCAGAAUGAGACUAUUUUGGUGAAAUAAGUGCAUACUAAGAAAUAUUUGAGUUUCAUAUUUGUUAAAUAAACACUUUUUUUUUUUUUUAAAUAAAGACAAUGUAUAAAAAUAAAACAAUUAUAUUGAAAUAUCCUUUUUAAAAACCAAAUUGACCUAAAAAAAAAAAAAACUGUUAAAUCUUAUCCCUACAUAUUGUUAUUUAAAACUGCAGUCUUGAAAGACAUUUUUUUUCCCUGGUUACAAACACUUUGUCUCAGUAUGUCACUUUUGGGUCAUAGGUUAUUAUUGCUAGGAAAAAACAUGUUAAAUGUAUUGUUUUCAUACAAUUGCUAAUUUAAGUUUUUUUUUAUGGAGUAAUCUUAUCAGAUCUUGAGUGUGAAAGCCAUUUUCUGACUUCCUUUAGUAAACAGGGUGUCUACAAGUCACAAAAAAGUAACUGGUCAUGAAAGUCACAAAAAGUCCUGAAAUAAGCACUAACUGUAAUAGAAGACAGAAAACUUACCUAAUUUCGAACAGCUUUUUUUCUGCCAACUUCUGCAAAAAAUUUUCAAUUUAUCCAGAUUGGCACUAAAAUCAAUUUUAUUGCAUUUAAUAUAGGUAAAUAUUUAAAUAGUUGAAGACUGUUCACUUAAAUUAUGUGAAAAUUAUCCUCAAAAAGGCUUUAGUAUUUUACCAAAAUCGGUAUUUUCCUGUAAGUAGUAUAUUUUUCAUGAAACUUUUAAUUUUGCUGAUUAUAUAUAUAAAAAAUGAUAUUGUGGUACAAAGAAUUUAAAGAAUAUUGUAUUAAAAGGGCCUGAAAAAUUUCUAAACUGCUCCACAUGAUAUUUGUAGACACCCAGGUCAACUAUCACCAAAGUUGUUAUUUAGUUAAUGUAUUCUUGUCGACAGUUGUAGCAGAGAUGUUAUGCUGUUUUCUCAUCCUGUCGGAACAAAUGUUUACACUUACCAUAGUGAGAUCAAGUGAGAGCAUUGCUCACAACCAUUGGCUGCAAGAAUCAAAAAGAACUUGAAAAUAAUAUGUUAAAUGCUGAAUAUUUGAAAAAAAUUUAAUUGUAUGAUUUUACUGGAAAAUAAUACAAUUUCAAUAUAAGAAAAA